GUGUCUCUUGGUCGCUUGUUUGUUCAGAGGCAGAUCUUUGUGUGUGUGUGUGUUGUCAGAUAUUCGCCGGGUCCGGUGCGUCUGCCUUCUAACGCCUACAAAGUCAACAACCGUCUGAGCGCCGCUGUGAGAGCGCAGACCAAACAUUCACCCCGCGGGGACAGAAGUAAAACCUCGAAGGGGAAAGACCAGAAAGACACAAAGGAAACUGCUGGAAAAACAAAAGACGAGAAGAAUAAAGCAGAUCUCCAAGAGAAAGAAGUGAAGAAGUUUGAUGGGACGGGAUAUGACAAGGACCUGGUGGAGGCUCUGGAGAGGGACAUCAUAUCUCAGAAUCUCAACAUUAAGUGGGAUGACAUUGCAGACUUGGAAGAUGCCAAGAAGCUCCUGAAGGAGGCGGUAGUGUUGCCCAUGUGGAUGCCAGCGUUUUUCAAAGGCAUACGAAGGCCGUGGAAGGGCGUGCUGAUGGUGGGACCGCCCGGCACGGGGAAAACACUUCUGGCUAAAGCGGUUGCGACUGAAUGCCGAACAACGUUCUUCAACGUGUCCUCGUCCACUCUGACCUCCAAGUACAGAGGCGAGUCUGAGAAACUCGUCCGCCUUCUCUUUGAAAUGGCACGUUUUUAUGCUCCCACCAUCUUCAUCGACGAGAUUGACUCCAUGUGCAGCCGCAGGGGGACGUCGGAGGAGCACGAGGCCAGUCGCAGAGUCAAAGCCGAGCUGCUGGUGCAGAUGGAUGGUGUUGGUGGAGCAACAGAGAGUGAUGAUCCAUCAAAGAUGGUGAUGGUUCUGGCUGCCACCAACUUCCCAUGGGACAUUGAUGAGGCUUUGAGACGGCGACUUGAGAAGAGGAUCUACAUCCCGCUGCCUUCAGCCAAAGGCCGCGUGGAGCUGCUCAGGAUCAGCCUGAAGGAGCUGGAGCUGGCCGACGACGUGAACCUGGACAAGAGAGAGCAGAUGGAGGGUUACUCCGGAGCCGACAUCACCAACGUCUGCAGGGACGCCGCUCUGAUGGCCAUGAGGAGUCGAAUCGAGGGCCUCACGCCGGAGGAGAUUCGCAACAUUUCCCGGGAUGAGAUGCACUUGCCAACCACCAUGAACGACUUCGAGUCGGCGCUGAAGAAAGUGUCCAAAUCUGUGUCUGCGGCAGAUCUGGAGAGUAUGAAAAGUGGGGUGGAAGAGUUUGGGUCAUGUUGAAGUAAAAACUAAAUCUGAAGCGAAGACAGAGAGUCUGUUAGCUGGUUCACCAGCAAACCGCUUGGCCGUAGUCAUGUUUAAUCAUUAAACAGAAGCAGACUUCAUGGAAUUUAUGGGCAAAAUGUCACCAGGUGAAAUUCUGAUAUUUGUUCAAAAUUUUGCUUGUGAACUCUGCACACGAGGACCAAUCAGAGUAAAUUCCAGCUAACGUGAAAACCCCUAAAAACCGAGUGAGGAAAGACACCAAGACAUCUGUGACAGCUCUGGAGUUCCAGGCUCUGCAGAGUCCUUCUUCUUCGUGAGUGUUCUUUUCCAUUAAGACUUUCUUCUACUCAAAUAGACCAAAGUUGUUCUCUUCAGUUCCAGAAACAGGAAUUCUGUUUAGACAUUUGUUUCUGUUUUGAAAUUGGAGUUAUUUUUUUUUUUUUUGUACUAAAAUCCUAAAUACUUUAGUUUUGAUGUCAUAAAAUACAUGUAAAAAAUGACAUCAUAUAAGUUAUUUAUGGCUUUAUGGUCAUGUGACAGUUUAUGGGGGCGGGGCCACUCGUGUCCGCACCAUCAGUCGAUGUUGACUUCUUCUUUCGCUGCACUUUCUUAAAACACCAGAGUUGAUUUAUUUAUUUCCAAUGUGUUUCCAUUAUGGAGUGCUUGUUUAUUUUCCCAUUUGUCCUAAAAGUUACUUUUUGUUCUGUGCAGAAAUGUCAAUUAAGUGUGU
Molecule: messenger RNA, 1912 nt
Organism: Thalassophryne amazonica
Lineage: Eukaryota; Metazoa; Chordata; Actinopteri; Batrachoidiformes; Batrachoididae
Product: katanin p60 ATPase-containing subunit A1-like
Biological process (GO): microtubule severing
Cellular component (GO): microtubule cytoskeleton
Molecular function (GO): microtubule severing ATPase activity; ATP hydrolysis activity; microtubule binding
Source: RefSeq, a predicted model, not a curated record